UGCAUUUAUUGCACUAAUCAUCUGAACAACCAUUGAUAAACAUAGAGCGUAAGCUACCAAAGCAUCGAACUCGAACCACCGCUAAACUGGCCAAACACCAAAUGCCUCAGCUAGCCGAGCCGUACAAAUAUACAACUCUCCCAACAGCAACAUCCGUACAGGAUCUACAUACACAGCGUAGUAAGUUCGGACUAAGGUUGUUGUCGUCUAAUUAAGCUUAAAUCUUAGCGCCCCAGCGUUCUACCCUGGAGGUUUACUCCGUACACAGUAAGCUAAUGUCGGCUUCCGAGGCCAUACCCAUGGGCCAAGACGCGCCCGUUUCAUUAAUAAUAGCAAGGGACAACACGCGCCACUGUGUAAACAUUGGCUAGCGAAACAUAUGCCCAAAGGACUUCACCGCAGGAAUGCCACUGGGAAAUCCGCUGAGCUCUCAGGAAAAUGUUCCGUUCUAGCUGGAGACGAGUCACAUGGCUUGGGACGUUUUAUCGUCAGUUCCUCAGCGCUGUACUUAUGGAUCGCACUUGCCCUGCAGAUGUGCGGUGUGUAGCAUGCCUCUUUCCAUCCAAACUAGCCCAAGUUGAACGAGGUGAUAACUGUUGGAUGCGCUUUCCCUUUUCUCCGCUGGGGGUCCCUUUCUGCUAUUUAUUGACCUCAUCCUCUUUUGCUUCGGGCGAUAUGGUUUAUCUUCGAACAACAUCCAGAUAGUACAUAGACAUUCUUCCCAUUGCUGCAGAGCGCAAUCAGCCUUAGCUUUGAAUAAAUUGCAUAUCUACCUGAUAUAGAUUUGCUGCAAACGGCGAAGGUCAAAAUAUUUUCCUUGCCAUAAACCUGAUUUAUUUUUAUCAGGACAUUUAUGUCGCGGUUACCAGAUGCCCAAUCGAACUUGUCUCCUUUGUGCAGAAAUAUUUCGCCUCGGCCCGUGCAGUCGCCUUCGGGCAGUAUAAGGCAGGGUGGGAACCAUGAGUCUUUGGUCAAGAGGAGUUCAGGAAAUUCAGGACUUACUACGGAGCUGUGUGAGAAUAAUGGACCUUUUUAUUCCAGCAGCGUGACAGAAUACUGCCCUGAAGACCGAAGGCAAAUAGGUAUCAUCAGUGCUUCCUUUUUGAUCUUUAAUAGGAUUAUUGGAACAGGUAUAUUUGCAACUCCCAGCGCUAUUCUAGCGCUCACAGGUAGUGUCGGGCUAUCUUUGAUAAUAUGGAUAAUGGGUAUGGCUAUUGCCAUGACUGGCACGGCAGUCUACCUUGAGUUCGGCACUACGAUCCCAAGAAACGGAGGAGAGAAGAAUUACCUCGAAUAUGUGUAUACCAAGCCGAAAUUCCUAGCUACAGCAAUGUUCGCCUCGUAUGCCCUGUUUCUGGGAUGGGCGGCAGGUAAUAGCGUCGCAUUUGGCGAAUAUGUUCUUCACGCAGCGGAUAUUGGGGUGAAUCGAUGGAAUCAGCGGGGUAUCGGUUUUGCAUGUAUCACUGUGGCAUUUCUCAUACACGUAACCGCUGUCAAAUGGGGGCUGCGUCUGCAGAAUCUCCUUGGAGUUAUGAAGCUGAUUAUAAUCCUCAUUAUUGUGGUUGGAGGGGCUAUGGCUCUUGGUGGCCACAUGAAAAUUGAGAAAACUAACAGCUUUUCUCACCCCUUCGAAGGAAGUAUUCCAAGUGUAUAUGGGAUCGUCACAGCACUGUAUAGCGUGAUUUGGUCGUACAUUGGAUACUCAAACGCAAACUAUUCGUUGAGUGAAACGAGAAAUCCAGCUCGAACAUUGAAAAUCGCUGCGCCUAUAGGGGUUGGUCUUGCGGGUGUUUUGUAUAUGCUUGUCAACGUUGCAUACUUUGCCGCUGUUCCGAAACAAGAUAUCUUGGGUUCCGGACGUAUCCUAGCAGCCUCCUUUUUUCGAAAUGUUUUUGGGCCCAAAGCAGAGAGGAUUUUGUCCGUUUUUGUCGCCCUGUGUGCCUUUGGGAAUGUUCAGGCUGUUAUAUUUUCCCAAGGUAGAAUUAUCCAAGAGUUAGGUCGAGAAGGCGUUCUGCCAUUUUCCAGGUUCUGGGCAAGCAAUAGGCCUUUCAAUUCCCCAGCUGCAGGGCUUUUCGAGCAUUAUGCUAUAUCCGCCAUUGUUAUGCUUGCCCCCCCACCGGGAGAUGCGUACAACUUCUUGCUCAACUUGAUUGCAUAUCCGCUCUCAGUUGUGAACAUAUUUGUCUCUGCUGGCUUGAUGCAUAUAUAUCUAUUUCCGAAACGCUAUCCCGACUGGUCUCCGACAAUACGUGCCAGUCGACCAAUUACCUUUUUUUUCUUACUUUCCAACGUCUUCCUGGCAGUGGCACCCUACCUACCACCGCCCGAUAAAGAACAUAAUGUCUAUGCACAUUUGCCAUACUAUAUUCAUUGCGUAGUUGGGCUUGGUAUUUUUGCGGUAGGUGCGAUAUAUUGGCUGUUUUGGGCGGCAUUAUUACCUUGGAUGGGCAGUUAUCGCCUUGGGGAACAGAUAGUUAUCGCCCCGGAUGGCUGGUCGAGGCAAAUCAUAACAAGAGUUCCUAUCGGCGCCGAAGAGAAGGGGAAACUUGGAUUGGAAGGAGGCGGAGCUGGCUGGAAAGGAUGAGGCUGGGUGCACACCAUUAGAGCUUGGUUUUGUUGGACGGAUUUAUCAAGCGACAUGGGAUAAAGCAGUUCUUCAACUAGUUAUCAUUAUUGUAGAUUAUGAUACAUGGCUUAUACACGUUACUUCUUAAUAAGCUGGUCCCCGAAUUGGGCGGGUCAGGCCAAUCCUGCAGAGUGAGGAUAUCCUAGUUGUUUCUUUUCACACAAUGACCAGAGGCAAAUCAUAAAAUGAAAACAUAAUGUUCCAGUCUUCUAUGGAGAUGAACUCAUUGUACAUACCUACGCAGCAAUCACUUCUGAGAAUGAUGAUGAAUAGGCAGUGGAACGCACC
This is a messenger RNA of Blastomyces gilchristii SLH14081, 2914 nucleotides long. Its product is annotated as high affinity methionine permease. Lineage: Eukaryota; Fungi; Ascomycota; Eurotiomycetes; Onygenales; Ajellomycetaceae. Gene Ontology annotation, molecular function: L-amino acid transmembrane transporter activity. Gene Ontology annotation, cellular component: membrane. Bases 854 to 2584 code for a protein of 576 amino acids. Gene Ontology annotation, biological process: amino acid transmembrane transport. The transcript has 6 exons. The record is from RefSeq and is a predicted model, not a curated record.